This is a messenger RNA of Pleuronectes platessa (European plaice), 1010 nucleotides long. Its product is annotated as olfactory receptor 6N2-like. Gene Ontology annotation, biological process: G protein-coupled receptor signaling pathway. Bases 1 to 927 code for a protein of 308 amino acids. Gene Ontology annotation, cellular component: membrane. The record is from RefSeq and is a predicted model, not a curated record. Gene Ontology annotation, molecular function: G protein-coupled receptor activity; olfactory receptor activity. NCBI's taxonomy places the organism in Eukaryota, Metazoa, Chordata, Actinopteri, Pleuronectiformes, Pleuronectidae. The transcript has a single exon.
AUGGAUGAUGAAGUCAAUGUAACGUAUAUAACUUUCGAUGGACAUGUGGAGUUGCAGAAAUACAGACAUUUGUAUUUUGUGGUCAUGUUUGCAUUAUAUAUUAUAAUAAUCUGUUGGAAUUCGACCAUUGUGUAUCUUAUUGUGAUUCACAAAAACCUCCAUGAGCCGAUGUACAUCUUCAUUGCAGCUUUGUUAAUCAACUCUAUUCUUUACAGCACAACAAUCUACCCCAAGCUUUUGAUCGACUUCUUAUCUGAAGAACAGAUCAUGACUUUCCCACGUUGUCUCUUUCAAGCUGCUGUGUAUUACACUAUGACCGGUUCAGAGUUUCUAUUGUUGUCGGCCAUGGCUUAUGACAGAUAUGUGUCCAUAUGUAAACCUCUGCAAUAUCCAACCAUCAUGAGGAAGACAACUGUAAAAGUCUGUCUCUUCAUAGCUUGGUUUGUUCCUGCUUGUGAACUUGGAAUAUCAGUUGUAUUGUAUAUUAAUGUAAAGAUCUGUCACAACAGUCUGAAAGGCCUCUUCUGCAACACGUCCAUUUUUAAACUUCAAUGUGUGCCCUCAGUGGCUCUGUCCAUUUAUGGAGUGUUUCUGUUAGUGAAUAUUUGUCUUCUCCCGAUGCUCUUCAUAGUUUUUACAUACAUCAGGAUACUCAUCGUCACUAACAGAAGGUUUAAAACAACGAGGACAAAAGCUCUACAGACCUGUUUACCUCACCUGCUGGUUCUUAUCAACCUUUCCUGUUUUAUGGCGUAUGACGUCAUUGUAGUUCGUUUGGAAUCAGAUAUACCAAAACUUGCCCGUUUCAUAUUGACAUUACAAAUAAUGGUGUAUCAUCCUCUUCUUAAUCCAUUUAUAUACGGACUGAAAAUGAAAGAAAUCUCCAAACACCUCAAACAUUUGUUGUUCCAGGUCGAAUCCCAUUAAAAUAUCUACACUGUGAUCUGAUGUCAGGUCUUUUACCUGCAGUGAUGAUGAGAUGUACCAGCUUCCUUAACACCAUCACACAG